AUGAGCUCCAGCGAUGCCUGCGACGCUGCCUUGCUGGCCUGGGCGAACGCCUGCUUGCAAAGUCACGCUGAAGAGCCGGCGCCCACCCUGGAGGCGGUGGUCGAUACCAACUCGGUCUCCGUCAUGUGCAAGGCCUUCGGCCUUGGCGAUCCAGACCAAGGAGCCAGGAACCAGCCGGCGGCACAGCGGCGGCGGCGAGUGGCGCAGAUGCUCAAUUCCUGGCGAGUAGGCCUGGUGGAGCUGUCCGUGGCCGAGCUGGGGGGCCCCGCAGCUGCCCGGAGCCUCACCGCCGCGAUCCUGGUGACCGCGGUGGAGGCCACAGGCAAGGAGCAGGCCAUCCAGUUCAUCGUGGGCUUGGAUCAGCAACAGCAGGCAGACUUGGCCAAGACCAUCCAGCAGCUCAUGGACACUACAGGGAAGAGCGACAAGACGGAGAUUCAAGCAGACGAAACUCCCCUGGAGCUCGUAAGGCGCCUCAGCAACGCGCGGCGCUUCAGCACAGUGCAGCUCGCGGGGAAUGACCCGAACAUCAUCGAGCCCAUGCAGGCUGAGGCUCGGGAGCUCCACCGGGAGCUGGAGCGGUACCUGGGCUCCUUCUCCGACACUAAGCAGGCCCACCAGCGGUUGGCGGAGAAAGUCUCGGAGGCGAAGGCCCAGCUGUGCCAUGAGGCGGAUCGCUGCGUGGACCUCAUCCAGGAGACCGGCCACGGGGCGUAUGACGCACAAGGGGCAAUGGCGACGUGUGCUUUGAAAUAG
Molecule: messenger RNA, 756 nt
Organism: Effrenium voratum
Lineage: Eukaryota; Dinophyceae; Suessiales; Symbiodiniaceae
Source: the annotation of a GenBank genome assembly